Hirsutella rhossiliensis is the source of this 411-nucleotide messenger RNA. RefSeq lists its product as uncharacterized. The record is from RefSeq and is a predicted model, not a curated record. Lineage: Eukaryota; Fungi; Ascomycota; Sordariomycetes; Hypocreales; Ophiocordycipitaceae. The coding region runs from base 1 to 411 and encodes 136 amino acids. The transcript is spliced from 4 exons.
AUGAAAACCUCGACCACUCUCUUUGCUAUCUUCGCCGGACUGGCUGCAGCUAGACCGGCCCUUCAUAACCAAAAGAUCGACGCCGAUCUUGAGGCUGCCGGCAAUAAUUUCGGAAUCACUGAAAGCAGUGGAGGCUCAGCCACGACCUCGGGCAGUGAAGAUCAUACCACCGACCCUAACACCAAAAAGUGGGCUCUCGAGGAGGAUAGGAGGCCUGUCGAUCCUAAGCAGCCCAUAGACGACUAUAUCCCAAAGACCACCUUUAGCUGGAACUCGAAGACCAACCCGCAGCCAGACCGUCCGCGCACUCAGCAGGAAAUCGAUGAUUAUGAGGAUGUGAACGAUCUUGUUGAUGGAAGGCCUCUUCAUGAGCACAACCGGGUAAGCAAGCCUCGCCCCCAGGAGGACUAG